Molecule: messenger RNA, 1073 nt
Organism: Pieris napi
Lineage: Eukaryota; Metazoa; Arthropoda; Insecta; Lepidoptera; Pieridae
Product: neuferricin homolog
Exons: 5
Coding region: 83-847 (254 amino acids)
Cellular component (GO): membrane; endomembrane system
Source: RefSeq, a predicted model, not a curated record
UCUUUGACGUAAAUUCAAAUUCUGUUGAUAAAUAUUUCAUAACACAGUACUUUAAUUGUUAUACAACUUUUUAUAAUUAGUGAUGUAUUCUUUUUUGCAAAAUAAUAGUAUAAAAUUAGUAAUUAGUUCUUUACUUUUCAUUGUUGGAUCGAUUUUUAUGCAAAAUUGGUACUUUAAAAAUAAUAAUUUAGUUUCUAAAGAUUCGGCUGUACAACUUCCUUUAACUGAAGAGGAUUUAUCACAUUAUAAUGGAGUUAGUAAUGAAAAGUUGUAUCUUGGUAUACUUGGAUCUGUUUUCGACGUCUCAAGUGGAAAACGACAUUACAAGAAAGGAAGUUCUUACCACUAUUUUGUAGGUAAAGAUGGCACUAGAGCUCUUGUAACUGGAAACUUUAAAGAUGAAACUGAGGAAAAAGAUCAUGUGUUAGAUUUGAAGUGUGAUGAUAUAUUUGCUAUUAUUAAUUGGAGAAAGACUUUUCGUGAAAAAUAUGUGUAUGUAGGUAUGGUUAAAGGAAGGUACUAUGCAUCAGAUGGUACAGAAACAGAAUACAUGAAGAAAUUUAAAAUUAAAUUAAAAGAAUGUAGAGAAGAAAAAGAAAAGCUAAAAAAACAGGAUCAGUUAUAUCCUCCAUGUAAUGUCGCUUGGAGUGAAGCAGAGGGUACUAGAGUGUGGUGCUCAAAGUCUAGUGGUGGCAUACAAAGAAGUUGGAUUGGAGUUCCACGUCAAUUAUACACUCCUGGUGAUAAGAAGCCUAAAUGUGUCUGCAUUAAAGAAGACACAAAUAUGUUAAAACCUUAUCAUGGUUGUUCAAGUACCUCUACUGAAUGUUAUAUUAAUGUAGAUUAAUAACAUUAUUAUUUCUAAAGCAAUUUAUUAUAAAAUAGCUGUUAAGAAAUGUACAAAACAUUUAAUUUCAUGAUUACCAUAUAAGUUACCAGAAUAUUAUUUAUUCCAUUUUACUUAAUGCAUUUAUUCUAGUGUUUAUAAAUGUUUAUUUUUGUUUUAAUAUAAUAAAGGAUAUGUGAUUUGAUGUCUGUUUGAGAUUAAAUAUAUUUUUACAAAUUUGUCGCUA